Molecule: messenger RNA, 1680 nt
Organism: Ascochyta rabiei
Lineage: Eukaryota; Fungi; Ascomycota; Dothideomycetes; Pleosporales; Didymellaceae
Product: peroxisome assembly protein (Peroxin-2)
Exons: 1
Coding region: 1-1680 (559 amino acids)
Biological process (GO): protein import into peroxisome matrix
Cellular component (GO): peroxisomal membrane
Molecular function (GO): zinc ion binding
Source: RefSeq, a predicted model, not a curated record
AUGCCCGCCGCCGACUUCGCCGCCGCCCAGGAACGCAUCGCCGCCCGCCGCGCCCAACGCGCCGCCCACGCCCGCACGCAGCUCGCCUCCCCACCGCCCUCGCCCGCCCUCGCCCGCCUGCCCUUCCCCCUCAACCGCCUGAGCGCCGCCGGCUUCGGCGCGUGGGACGCCGCCAAGGGCCGCGAGGGCACGCGUCCAGCAUUCCGAGUCGGGCAGCUGGACGCCGAGCUGCUCGACGACGAGCUACUGGCGCUGCUCAAGGGCCAGCUCGGCGAGGGCCUCAAGUACUUCGGCGCCCACCUGCCGGACACAUACGCGCCCGAGGUGCUGCUGGCGCUGCGCGUGGUCCUGUUCAAGCUCGGCCUCUGGAACAACCACGCCAGCUACGGCGCCCACCUGCAGGGCCUGCGCUACUCCGACGCCCGCUCGUCCGCCCCGAGCCGCCCGCCGCCCAGGCCGUGGCAGAAGGCGGCCUACGGGCUGGUGACGAUUGGGGGGCGGUACGCCUGGAGCAAGUGGGAGGCCCAUCUGCUGGCGGCCGAGGAAGACUCCGCACGCCCGCACACCGCCCGCCUCGGCUUCCUCGCCCGCGCAACCGAGGCGCUGGCCAACGCGCACGACGUCGCCUCGCUGGCCUCGUUCCUCGUCUUCCUCGCCAACGGCCGCUACCGGACGCUGACCGACCGGCUGUUGCGCCUGCGCCUGACGCCGACCUCGCACUCGACCUCGCGCGACGUCUCGUUCGAGUACCUCAACCGGCAGCUGGUAUGGCACGCCUUCACCGAGUUCCUCCUGUUCCUGCUCCCGCUCGUCGGCAUCACCCGCUGGCGCCGCAUCCUCUCGCGCUCCGUCCGCCGUCUGCGCACCGCCUUUCUAUCCCUCGUGGGCCGCCGCUCCCCAUCUUCCGCCUCCCGCGACCACGCCGACGACACCGACUCCCCAAACUCGGGGCCCCUCGCCUUCCUGCCCGACCGCACCUGCGCCAUCUGCUACCACGGCCAGAACCCCUCGACCUCGUCAGAAGCCGACACGCUCACCCACUCCGCCAGCAGCGGCGGCGGUGGUGGCGUCGUCGGCUCCGCAGCCACCGACAUCACGAACCCGUAUGCCGCCGACUGCGGCUGCCUGUACUGCUUCGCCUGCCUCGCGCAGCGCAUCGCCGGUGAAGAGGGCGAGGGCUGGUCGUGUCUGCGGUGCGGCGCCGUAGUGCAAGCGUGCGCGCCGUGGGAGGGCGACGUCGUCCCCUCGAAGACCGCACCGCGCAUCUCGUCUCCGUCUCGCGAUUCAAAACACCCACAUCUGCACAGAGAGAGUGGGAGUGGGAGUGCAAUUGCGAAAUCCGUCCUCUUUGCCCAAGACGAAGGAGAGGAAGAUGAAGAGGAAGAGGAAGAGGAAGAUGAAGAUGAAGAGCUCGAUACACACACAGAUACAGAUACAGACACCAACCCACCACUCCAGCACAUCCCUCCCUCGCCUCUCGAGACGGACGCCCUGCUAGAGACAACACACGCCCUCGAUCUCGGCGACAGUCUAGCUUUCACCGAGACGUCGGCCUGGGCUCAUGCCAGCGAUGACGAUGACGAAGACGAAGACGAGGACGAAGACGAGCAGAGCGAGGAGUACGACGAAGACGAGGGGGAGGAGGGGGAGGAACUGGAGGCUGACUAUGAGGGCAUGUAG